Salvia splendens (bonfire salvia) is the source of this 936-nucleotide messenger RNA. RefSeq lists its product as uncharacterized. The coding region runs from base 1 to 936 and encodes 311 amino acids. The record is from RefSeq and is a predicted model, not a curated record. The transcript is spliced from 4 exons. Lineage: Eukaryota; Viridiplantae; Streptophyta; Magnoliopsida; Lamiales; Lamiaceae.
AUGGUGGACAUGGAGAAGAAGGCUAAUGAGCUCACUUUUGAUGUUACAAAUGUCAUUCUUCAUGGAGAACUUGAGAAAGACAAGGAAGUCUACAUGGAGGUCCCCCAGGUUUUUGUGAAGAAUUUGGAAAAGGACAGAUUUUGUCAGACAAUGUUCAAACAUGGCUUCAAACAGAGCCAUUCAGAUCACACACUAUUCCUAAAGAAGAGGAACGGCAAAAUGACAUGUCUGAUCAUCUAUGUUGACGACAUGAUCAUAACAGGAGAUGAUGCCGAAGAGAUCCAAAAUCUAAAGGAGAAUCUUUUCAGGGAGUUUGAAAUGAAGGACUUGGGAGCUUUAAAGUACUUCCUAGGAAUUGAAGUGUUGAGAUCCAAUCACAGAAUAUUCCUAAGGCAGAAGAAGUAUGUACUUGACAUGUUAGCUGAAACGUGCCUUCUGGACUGCAAGCCUGCUGAAACUCCAAUGGUACCCAACCAUGGAUUGAAGAUUGUGGAUGGAGCUAAGCCUACAGACCGUGAAAGAUAUCAACGGUUAGUAGGUAAACUUAUUUAUCUUUCUCAUACUAGGCCCGACAUCACAUAUGCAGUUGGAUUUGUCAGUCAAUUCAUGCAUCAGCCUCAGGAAGACCAUAUGGAUGUUGUCAUGAGAAUUGUGAGAUAUUUAAAGGGAACAAUCAGUUAUGGGAUAUUCUUAGAAAAGAAGAAAGCUUUAGAAAUUGAUGGAUACACCGAUGCAGAUUGGAAAUCGGCUUUCCUCCACGGAAAAGUCAAUUUUUCUGUGACAAUAAAGCAACAAUCAGCAUUUCAGAGGAUCCAGUACAGCAUGACAGAACGAAACAUGUCGAAGUUGAUCGUCACUUCAUCAAAGAAAAACUUGAAAGCGGCAUCAUCGAAUUUCCAUUUGUCCGAUCUGAGAAACAACUUACAGACAUACUAA